Nicotiana tabacum (common tobacco) is the source of this 1282-nucleotide messenger RNA. Its product is annotated as putative ubiquitin-conjugating enzyme E2 24. NCBI's taxonomy places the organism in Eukaryota, Viridiplantae, Streptophyta, Magnoliopsida, Solanales, Solanaceae. The record is from RefSeq and is a predicted model, not a curated record. Gene Ontology annotation, molecular function: ubiquitin conjugating enzyme activity.
AAAAUGACAAAUAAUUUGAGACAACUAUUUUUAGUAGCCAUGACGACGGAGGGAGUACCAAUGUAAAAGAAAAUUCUGUUAUGGUAAAAGAAAAUUUCCUAAAAUAGAGUCCCAAGUCAUUAAGUACUCACUCCUACUAUAAUUCAAAAAUCUUGGUGCAGGGGUAGAAGGGCACAUUACAAUUGUUAGAAUCAUAGUAGAAAAAGAAUUCUAACACAGUAAUCUGUUCGGGAGUUUGCACUGAACAAAUAAAUAGGAUAAUUUCUUGGUUUUCCAGAGAACAUAUACCAGAAAAAUAGUUGCUUUCAACGGCGCUCCAUAAUAAGCACCACUAGAAACAAAAGAGAUGGAUGAGGCAAACAAGUCUUAUGGGGAAAUAGAAGAGAUUUUAGAUGACGUUGAGCAGAGGUUUAAGCAGAUCAAGAAAUUUGACCUACUUCCUCAUCCUCCCUAUGAUCACCAUUUUUUAACGUAUGACAGAAAUUUCAAAAACUUGGUAUCGGGAAGUACCUUUCACCAACGGAUUGAAAACGAAUGGCUUUCGUUGGAGAACAAACUUCCAAGUUCCAUUCUUGUUAGGUCUUAUGAGAAGAGGAUUGAUCUUAUGAGAGCAGUCAUAGUUGGUCCACCCGAUACGCCUUAUGCCCAUGGCCUCUACUUCUUCGACAUACUUUUUCCAAGAAAUUACCCUAAUUGUCCUCCAAGGAUUCACUACCAUUCUUAUGACCUUGACUUGAAUUCCUACUUGGAUCCCAAGGGCAAGGUUUUCCUUAGCCUCUUGGAAUAUGGGAACUCGGUGACUAACUGGUACUGCGGUGUUCAAGACAAGUGGAAUCUACAGAAGUCUGACAUAUUGCAAGUGCUCACAGCUAUUCAAACUUCAGUCUUGAGUGCCAACCUCUUAAAUCCUGGUGGUGGAGAAGGUUUGCGAGAAUCCAACAACUUAGAAUGGCUCAAAUACAAGAAAGCCUUAACCUUGACAUGCAAGGGCAUGCUUUAUAUGCUGAGGGAACCCCCUUUGAACUUACAAGAUUUUGUAGAGGGAUACUUUAGGACAAGGGCUCACUACAUUCUGUUGAACUUUAGGAAGCAAAUGGAUGGCAGUGACGUCAUGCUUAAACUUUUCCUUGAACUCUACAGGGCAUUUGAACAGAAUGGAACCUAUUGCAAGCAUCAUCUUUCGGGAGUACUUCAAGAAGCGCACCUGCCUGAAGAGGAAAAGACCAACAAGAAAGGGUUUGUUAAGAAUGUUGCAACCAUAUUGAAUGACUUCCUAAGCUGA